Camelus dromedarius (Arabian camel) is the source of this 1304-nucleotide messenger RNA. RefSeq names its product nuclear envelope pore membrane protein POM 121. Bases 1 to 1227 code for a protein of 408 amino acids. NCBI's taxonomy places the organism in Eukaryota, Metazoa, Chordata, Mammalia, Artiodactyla, Camelidae. The record is from RefSeq and is a predicted model, not a curated record. The transcript has a single exon.
AUGGGCGGUUACCUGAGCUGGCCUCGCCCUCGCCCCCGCCCCCUGUCCCCUGUUUUGCGUGGCGGGGACCUGCCGGGGAGACCCCAGCGCCUCGGGUCAGCGCAUCCUGGCCGCCGAGCUCCUCUGGCUUGCCGGGUUCACUCCGGGGCCCCAGCCCUGGACCUGUCCCGCAGGCUGUCGUACCAGGAUCCGGUGGCUUCACCCCAUCGUCGUCGGCGCCGCCGGCGGUUCGUUGUAGUCCACCGGCCGCAAUAUCCAAUCCAGCAGGCUUGGUUCUUGCUUCUGGGGGCCUUUUCCUCGGUGCCCCGGAGCGGCCGUCAGAAGCCAGGGCUCUACACGUGCAUCUCCAGCAUGUUCCGCACCUCGGUGCUCCUGAAGAUGGCAUCUGCCAAGGGCAAGCUGAAGAUACGUGUGGCUCUGAAGCAGACGGUCAUCUGCAUGUGGUCGUCACUGUCUCUCCACCUCCCAAACCUUUGUGUAAAGGAGACCCCAGAGAUGGGUCUUGAAGAGAGUGGCCCACUGAGAGCCAAGACAGAGGAGGAACUGCCGGCCCUGGCUGAGGGCAGGAAAGGGCAAGCAAAGCGAAAGGAAGGGCACCCAGUCCCCGAAAGUCAGGACGAGCAGAGACGGGGCUCGGACGGCAGUGCGCACGCGCAGUCCGCGUUUCAGCGCCUGGUGGUCAACGGGGUUCUCGCUUCCUUUGUGCCCAGGCCUGGGCCUCUGAAGAGACACUUUUGUUCCAAGAGCCCGGGAGAUGUCCCGGUUAGGAAAUCCCAGACCCACUUUCUGAGCUCAUGCAGCAAACGGAAUGCCAUCACCAGUUCGUACAGCUCCACCAGGGGUUUUCCACCGCUGCAGAGGGGCGGUCCGCGCGCUGCCGGGCUCUUGGGCCCGGCCGCCUCGCACCUCCACGCGCCCGCCGAGACAGCCGGCAAGGACCACCAUCAGCCUAGCCCUUCGUCCUCAGUGGACCCGCAAAGGAAGAUCGAGCCUGAAAAGGCUGCCGAUGCCCCCUCAGGGAAGACGCAAAGCUUGAACCGUUCACAACCAUCUGACGGCGGUUUUAGGCCCCGGAAGCGGAAGAUCCCUCUGCUGCUACCCUCGAGGCGAAACGACCCACUGAUCCUGCCCCCAGCCCCCCAGCCAGGUUAUCGAGUCACUGCUGAAGACCUUGACCGAGAGAAGAGAGCUGCGAUCCAGUGGAUCAACAAAGUCCUGGAAGGGUAAGCCCGAGGCCAUCGCAGACUCCUCUCCGCCUUCCGCCCCUCAACCCGCUGCCCCCAGCGCGCACGCGCAGCUGCAGG